UUUUUCGUUGCCAUGUUCAAUAUCUAUUAUUAAUUAUCAGCGAUAAUAUUCAGUAACCCAUUGAAAUCUUUUAAAGGGUGGACGGGAGAGUGAUGAUUUUGCCUGAUUGAUCUUGGAGACCUCGCGUGGUGGAAGCCCGAGACUCCGGAUGCAGAUGCGUCACCGUGAGCUCAGCAAUUUAUUUUAGCCUUUGGAAAGAAUACGCAGCUGCAUCGACUUAAUCCCGACCUUUUUGGAAAAUCUUUUUACGCUGAUAAUUAAAUAAGAUACCGUCUCAAGUUUUGAAAUUUUUUCGAAGAAAGGAGAAAGAAACCCCAUAAGAAAGUUAAGGACAACAAGAGAAAAUUCCACAUUUAACAAUUUAAAUAAUUUUGUUUUUUAAAACACAGAGAGAGGAACUUUCAUUAAAUUUUACAAAAGCUUGCUAAAAUUAUACGCGAUCUCUCGAAUAAAUGUUUUAUAUUACGCCGUAGACUUUUUAAGUUCUUUUUAAUUGUGAAAUUACAUUAAAAUAUUUGUUGAAAAUAAAUAUAUAUAAUAUAGAUUUAAAAAAUUACACAGGUAUUUAUUUUAGACAAGAUAUAUACUUCAUCCACAAGUAUAUAUUUAAAAUACAGAAGACAAUAGAGAAUUAUUACUUAAAAUGAGACAUACCAAUUGAUCCUCGCAAUGUCUAGUUUAUAAAAUAAUUUACGUUCUAGUUUAUACAAUAAUUUACAUUUGUUGUUAAUCUAUCGGAAAAUUUUUCGAAUAUUUGAAAAUAUCGUUCAAUUUAGCGUAACUUUGAUUUAUCUUGUUUUUAGAAACUUCAAAUAUUGUUACGUAAACGUUUUUUGUGCUCUUCAGCAUGUCUUGGAGAAUCCCGCGGCAAGUGAUGUGACCAAUAAGCAUUAGAUAUAUCUUACUUGCAAACCAAGUCACGUUCGUCUAGCGAAGUUAUAAAACACGUAUUACAACGAAGAGCGCGUCAGUUCGUAUGUACCAUUUAUUAAACGUACUUCUAAUACGAUGCUAAUGCGCAUUUACUAGUAGUUUGAAUCAAAGUUCGACACUGUAAAAUAUUAUAGAUAGAAAUAUUCGUAUAAUAGUGUGUCGUAUUAAUUCAAUAAACACUCGAGUUUACAGAACAUUUAAGUUCUUCUCUCCGUAUAUACUGCAAUUCUUGUGUGAUAAUGACACAUUAGAACAUUAUCUAUUUCUGUCUAAUCUAUCUCUGUACUUGCAGCGAAAAUGCGUGUUCGACCUGGAUGACGCAUUGACUUUAACAUCGUAUAGUUUUUAUCGCGUGAUAGGAGUAGUUAUCGAUGCGUCGAUAGUGCACACAGUUAUCAUGAUAAAUGCAGAAGUCUGAAUGGUUUCUUGUCUUGAGGUGGGAACUUGAAGAAUUAAUAUUGGUAUAUAUAUACACACGUUUUUAUAUACAUGUACGUGUAUUGUGGAUUUGAAUACAUCUAAAGAAGAAAACGAACGAAGAGGAUUAUCGAGAAAAAUAUCAAUGGCAAUUGAUUAAUGACGCUGAAAGGACUGGCGUGCACUUUUAAAAAACUUUGUCUUGCACACACAUGCACAUACAUGUGCGUACGCCGGCACGCACACAUAUGGAGUUGGAGUCGAAACGUGCCGAUAAUUUUAAAUGGUAAAAAUAAUAUUCUACUAUAACAAGAUAUUGGCUUAUUAUUGGAUUGUCUUGAUUAAAUAAGAAAGAUAACGAUAAUAAGCUAUUGAUUAAAUUAAAAAUAACUAUAUACGAUUUAAUUAAAUUAAUGAAAGAAAGUAUAAGAUUGAGGGAGAGAAAUUAAAUAGCGAGAUUCUGGAUUUCCGAAGAUGUUUUUGCCGACGUUCGUCAACAAAACAUAUUUGGCGGUUCUGCUACUGUUACUGCUAUACUUCAUCGGGAUGGAUCUGCUACUCUAUUUCAGAGUGCAGAAUUAUGACAUCCGCCCACGUGCGAACAACACACAGGCAUUGCCGUAUCGCUCGCCCAUCCUCUGCGAUCUGAAUCCGAUUUGCACGGUGACGGUGAAGGCCAUGAUGCUGGACCACCCUAAUCAUUAUAUCUUAAGUCCCCUGGCGUCCCUGGUGGAUUAUCUGCUGGGUAUCAGUCGCUCUUGGACCUGGUUGACGCCGAAUGCCAUCAGCGUCUCCCACGUGAUAAUAGCCAUAAUCGGCGCCCGAUGCAUCACGCGGAGUUCUCUCUUCAGCAGGCAAGUGGGCGUCGUGUUGUUCCAAGUCAGGGCCUGGAUGGACGAUCUGGACGGGCACGUGGCGAGAACGAGACUCAAUAUCAAAGGCGAGAAGUCCGACGUCGGCUCCAUCGGCUUCUUCGUGGAUGGCAUUUGCGACGCUCUCGGUUGCAUCGCUCUCAUAGUCGCAUUAUUCGUCUUCCUGAGGCGCAACGCCAACGAUUGCGCCAAUUACGAGCGACCCGUGCGAGCGCCGUUGCUACCGUCGCUGCCCCACAGUGCCGUCGCCUCCAACUCGUACUGGAAAUCGCCCCUGUAUAACAUGCUGAUAGUAAGCUUGCAUUUCUCCUUAAUAAGCAUCGCUUGGAACCGAUACAUAUCCUUGUAUCAGGAUCUCCUGGAGAUCGACAAUAAAAACAUUCCUCCGAUCGACCGGGAAGAUUUCUACGAUAGACAGACCGUUGUCUACAGAAGUUCCGCCUUUUGGGCCAUCACUCUCGCCUGGAAGAUGUUCAACUUUCACGCGAUGAUGGAUUACAUGCUCCUGGCGAUAUUUCUGCCCGGAAAUCUGCGAUGUCGCAUCCAGGAGUACGUCAGGCUUACAUGGUGGCAGAUACCCGCCAUUCUGUCGGUGCUCACAUUCAUCAGCGAGCUUCAUUAUAUUAACGCGUACGCUUAUGUGAAAAUAUUAACGAUAAAUUAGAGUUAAUUAGGGUUUCUUAUUUUCUUCGGUAUAGAUUUGUCAUCUAUGAUAAUUUAUUGUUCUCGUUACCGCGACGCGACAUUUCAUGUUCUUGUUUUUUUUAUUGUAAUUUCAAUGACAAUUGCUCAAAAUCUUAUCGCUAAAUUGUUUUGAAUUCUUGUUUUUCAAAUGAUAAUUAAUAUAAUUAUAUGAUUAAGAGCUUAUUACAUACAAGUUUUUUCUGUAACUUUAAAAAUCUAAUUUAAAUAUUAAUUUAAUAACAUGAUUAAUUUAAUAAUAACAAUUUACAUUAUAUAUUAAGUUAGUCAUAACUGUUAUGAUAACAAUCAAGUAAUAGAAAAUGUGCCAAUACAGGCUGGAUCAGCUCUGUGCCUUUAUAUAAUGAUAUUUUUUGCGUCAAUUUAUGUACAUUUUUCGUUUUGCAAACCAUGCGCUGUUACUGUCAAUCUUAAAAUGCAGUUUGAAGUUGAAGCUAGAAUAAUAUAUAUUAUCACAUAAUUUAUAAUAAUUUAAUAACACAAAUACUAAUACGCAU
Molecule: messenger RNA, 3421 nt
Organism: Temnothorax curvispinosus
Lineage: Eukaryota; Metazoa; Arthropoda; Insecta; Hymenoptera; Formicidae
Product: ceramide phosphoethanolamine synthase-like
Exons: 2
Coding region: 1825-2886 (353 amino acids)
Biological process (GO): phospholipid biosynthetic process
Cellular component (GO): membrane
Molecular function (GO): phosphotransferase activity, for other substituted phosphate groups
Source: RefSeq, a predicted model, not a curated record